Radiomyces spectabilis is the source of this 501-nucleotide messenger RNA. RefSeq lists its product as uncharacterized. Lineage: Eukaryota; Fungi; Mucoromycota; Mucoromycetes; Mucorales; Radiomycetaceae. The transcript is spliced from 2 exons. The record is from RefSeq and is a predicted model, not a curated record. Bases 1 to 501 code for a protein of 166 amino acids.
AUGAGUUAUACUAUUCAAUACGCACUAAUUUUUUACCCGGGUGCUCCUUCACCACCUCCAUUCCCACCGCCGCAGCAGGAUCCACAACAGCAACAACGGCCGGUCAGUCGCAAUCCUCGUCGUCGUCGUCGUCGGCGACGAGGACAAGGAAGGCAACAACAACGACGACUGCAACAGCCACCCCAUUUUCGUCCACCUGUUGCCCGCGGUCCCCUUAAUUCUGAGUCGACGCUCCCCCGUCCUUCUUCGGAUCCUGCUUUUACUUCGGGUCCUGCUGUCAUUCCUGCUCCUGCUGCCACUUCGGACCCUGCUCCCAUUCCCGUUCCUGCCGUCACUUCGCUUCCUACCGCUCCUUCCGACUCUGCCCCCAUCCCCGUUCCUGCCGCUACUUCGCUUCAUACCGCUACUUCGGACCCUGCUGCUGCCGCUUCGGCAGUCCAAAUCGUUUCCUCUGGUCCCAACACGGACCCACAGGUCGGGUCCAUUCCGCAGGGAGAAUGA